Molecule: messenger RNA, 2392 nt
Organism: Toxoplasma gondii ME49
Lineage: Eukaryota; Apicomplexa; Conoidasida; Eucoccidiorida; Sarcocystidae
Exons: 1
Coding region: 411-2021 (536 amino acids)
Biological process (GO): GPI anchor biosynthetic process
Source: RefSeq, a predicted model, not a curated record
CUUUUCAGGGACAUCUAGCCCAGGCUCGUUUUCUGCCGACUUUUUCCCUUGCGUUUUUGUGAAAGAGCAACACAACGAGCACGCGUGGACGAGGUCGCUGCAUUCAGCGCAAAAAGGUUCCUUCUGCUUCCUUCUGUUUCCUCCGUCGUUGUCUGUCAACUGGAAAGGUCCUCUCGGGUCAGGCUCCGAGUCUGUUUGUGUGUUUCCCCAAGAAGGACUCUCCCGCGGCUCCUUUUUUUCGCCUGUGUGCUGCCUCGCUGCUCGAGGCAAAGUCCAAGCAUCGAGCUGUCGAACUGCUUCUGUGCUUCUCUCUCGCCAUCCACUUCAUCAGAGCCUGAACGGGCGCCCCUGGAUUUCCUCGAGACCGCCACCCACUUGCAAGUUUCGUUGCUUCUCCACGAAACUCGAAGAUGAAGAGAAGGCGGCGUUCCUCCGUCUCUUCUUCGAGGUCUCCCUCCGCUGGCUGUUCUUCUCAUCUCUCCGGUUCGUCUGUCCCUUGGCUCUCCUCCCGAAUGGACUGUCUGCAGCGAGAAACUCCAAUCCUUUCUCCCCCACCCGCCCAGAAGCUGAGACGGUGUUCCCCGCUGCGAGCUCCAAAUAGCUCUGUGCCUUCUCGAGUUCCUCCGCUGGCUGUCUCUGUCACUCUCUGCCUCGCGCUUCUCUCUCUCCUUCUAACGCAAGAAAAAAGCGGAUGCCUAUUUGCGGACGCGGAGCGCCUACACGAAACCGCGACGGCGGCAGAGCGUCCUUCUUCCAUCUCUGCUUCGCGUUCGCGCCGCGCCGUCGCCACGCUGCCUUCCGGGCAGUCUGUGCAUGCGCAGGCAGAGAGCUCCUUGCAAGGCGAGGGGUCUCACCGCGAGAUGGUGACGCGCGUCGAGAUUCUUCUGCGAGGACAGAAACGCAAAUGCAGAGGUAGCGGGAUGGAGCCGACCGAGCGCGCCUGCUCUCCCUCCGCUCCUGGCGAGACGGAGAAAGCGAGCGAACGACUUCCCCCACUCGCCUGCCACGUCGAGUGUACGUACACCUUGAAGAACGUCGUCUACGUGGACCCAGACCAGACAUGGGAGUUGGGGAUCGACGCGAACGAGGAUGCUUCUCGGUCCGGGGACUCUCUGUCUCCUUCCGAGCGGCUGUCACCGCGAAUCUCGACCCAAGUUCUCGAGGACUUUGUAGACGUCGAACUCCCUGUCUUUUCCCCCGUCCUCUCCCCGUACACUCGGACGAGGCAGAAGACGCUGGCGCCGGUGUUUCUCCGCAGGCGUCCUGAAGAGGACGUUUUGUGUUCUUCUCCCGCGGGCGACUCUUGUCAAGAGGCGCGGAAAGGCGGAGCAGAGACAGCAGAGGCCUCGGAAGAGAUCUACGCGGCGUCUCUCGCCUUCAGUCUCCCGUUCCACCUCCGCUACGACGCUGCAUGUGCGAGCUGUGCAGGUCACACCCACCACGUUCUGUCGCCUCCUCGCGUUCGCGUCCACUGUCGACAGCCGCCGGGCGAAGAAGAGGAGAGAGCGACGCGGAACGAAGGAGAGGAACGAGAGGAAAAAGCAAAGCAUAAAGAGAAGAAAGGACGAGAGGGAGAGGAGAAGACAGAAGAGCAGGAGGGGGCGGAUGAGCAGCUGACAAGUGUGGCGUGUGAAGGCGAGCUCUGUGUUGUUUCCUUGGUCUUCGAGGCUACUGUGGCGAGGGAGGUAGGCAAGGCGAGAGCAGAAGAGAGAAGAGAACUUCCAUCCUCCACCGCGGAGACGGAGACUUCAGAAAGCGGAACAAACACACAAGAGACAGACGGGCUGUAUCUCCAGGUGCCUGUCGGCUUCCUUGCCCACUUCGUUCCGGUCGUCUGUCUGACAGCUCUCGCAGUCGCUGUUUUUUCCGGUGGAACUUUGGCUGCUCUCCUCCUCGCCGAGCGACAUGGAGACGCGAAGCCGGAAGUCUCGGAGGUCGACAGCGGCGAGGAAAGUCUGGGCGCAACACGGUCUGAGACGAGAAGGUGGAAGGAGACAAGGACAUGCACAGAGAGAGACUGAAGGAACGAGGUGCGCCCUCAGAGGAGGAAAAACAAGCUCUUCGCAAGUGAGGAAGGGCCAACGACGAGAGCAGAGAGAGACCGAGGGGAGCCAAGGCGGAACAGACAGAGGAAAGCCGGUGAACGGACAUGCGCAGGAAGCGAGAGGCCUUCUGGAGUGAGCACGAGAGAGAAAUCCAGUGGACAGACACGGAGGCAGACACAGUCCACAGGAGGCAAAGACGCGACACUGAAAGUCAAGCUCGAGCCGCAGCACGCGAGUUGUUAACCCACAUACGGGGCCUAGGACGUACAAAAAACGCGAAUUUCGCCGUGAACAACCUCCCGUUUCUUCAACGCACGAAGGUCCACAUGUGAUCUACAGAGUCUCAC